This is a messenger RNA of Rhipicephalus sanguineus (brown dog tick), 850 nucleotides long. Its product is annotated as monocarboxylate transporter 10-like. The coding region runs from base 410 to 850 and encodes 146 amino acids. Gene Ontology annotation, molecular function: monocarboxylic acid transmembrane transporter activity. The transcript is spliced from 2 exons. NCBI's taxonomy places the organism in Eukaryota, Metazoa, Arthropoda, Arachnida, Ixodida, Ixodidae. The record is from RefSeq and is a predicted model, not a curated record.
UAUCUACCGAGAGGCUCGAAAAGAAGCGACCCACAGUGGCAAGUCUGCCGACGUUCCCAGCUACCGAACUCGAAGCCCGAGGCCCGUCGAAGCUACGUCGAGCAUCGUGUCCUGCAUUUGUAAUGGAGUCUCGGCGCUCCAUUGAAGCAAGUCCAUCGUCGUUUCCAGCCAGGAAAGUGGAAGCCCAACGUCCGGCAGAAGUAGGACGACCAUCGCUUCUCGCUGCUCAACUGGAAAGAGACACGACGACAGUGGCGGUGUCUACCUCUCAGGCUGUGCUGCAAAGUGUGCGCGAGGUGUUUAGGUGCACCAUGUUCUAUGCGCUCAUUGUAACCUGGCUAGUACUCAGUUACAACGUCGAUAUUUCUUCUCCACAAUAGUUGACCUUGCUUUGGACAAAGGUGUAAGCAUGCGCGACGCUGUAGCCCUCAUACCCUACUACUCAAUCACGGACCUGGUGGGAAGGGUCUUCUUGCCGCUGCUAGCAGAUCGAAAGUACGUGCGGCGUACAAACCUCAUGGUGAUAAACUACCUCCUCUUGGGAGCGACCGUGGUGUCGCUACCGUUCACCGACAGUUACGGCGCACUGGUGGGCGCGUCGCUGUGUAUCGCUAUGUUCAUAGGGUGCGGAAUGACGAUGCACAGCGUUCUGAUGGCGGACUAUUUGGGCCUCGAGCGGCUGGCCGUGGGGUACAGCAUUAUGGGUGCCAUCUGUGGACCACUGCUCAUGGGGAAGCCUCCGGUUGUAGGUUUCUUCAGGGACAAUCUCGGCUCGUACGAUGCAAUGUUCGGCUUCUGGGAAGCCUGUGUUUUUGAUCGGCCUACUUUGGAUGAUGGUGUCAUGGUUUGA